AUGAUGGAAAUAACAAGAGAAACGAUGUCAUUCACGUCUUCAACGCCUUCUGCGAGAGCACCUCUUGGAGGAAGAGCUCCUGGAAACGUUGCUACACAAGACAGAAUGCUCAAAAUUGUGACGGAAAUGAGAUCUGGACAUGGAUCCGGCUUGUCGCCAUUCGGUCAAAAUGCCGCAUCGACGAUCCGCGAUUCCCGUGAGCGCGAGAAAAAAGAAAUGAGCGAUUUGAACGAUCGACUUGCUAGCUACAUCGAAAAAGUGCGUUUCCUUGAGGCGCAAAACCGAAAACUCGCUGCUGAUCUGGAUGCAUUGAGAUCGAAAUGGGGAAAGGACACUCAUAAUAUCCGUAACAUGUACGAGGGAGAGCUUGCUGAUGCUCAAAAAUUAAUCGACGAAACCAACAAACAGCGCAAGGACAUGGAAAAUCAAAUCAAAAAGAUGCAAGACGAGCUUGCCGACAUUCGUAGAAAGUACGAGGACGCCAUCAAGGGACGCGAGCAAGACCGCGCUAAGAUCGACAGCCUUCUCGUUCAAUUGUCUAACAUUGAAGCUGAGAUCAAUCUUCUGAAGAGACGUAUCGCUCAGCUUGAAGACGAAGUCAAGCGCAUCAAGCAGGAGAAUCAGCGUCUUCUCUCUGAGCUUCAACGCGCUCGUACUGAUCUCGACCAAGAGACACUCAACCGCAUCGAUUACCAGAAUCAGGUGCAAACCCUCCUCGAGGAGAUUGAUUUCUUGAGACGCGUUCAUGAUAACGAGAUCAAGGAGCUUCAAACAUUGGCUUCUCGCGAUACCACACCGGAGAACCGCGAGUUCUUCAAGAACGAAUUGGCUUCUGCCAUUCGUGAUAUCCGUGAAGAAUACGAUCAGGUCAAUAAUGUUCACAGAAACGAUAUGGAAUCGUGGUACCGCCUCAAGGUCCAAGAAAUCCAGACCCAGAGCGCACGUCAAAGCAUGGAACAAGGAUAUGCCAAGGAGGAAGUCAAGCGAUUGCGCACACAGCUCAGCGACUUGCGUGGAAAGCUCGCCGAUUUGGAAAGCCGCAACUCGCUGCUCGAGAAGCAAAUUCAAGAGCUCAAUUAUCAGCUCGAGGAUGAUCAACGGUCCUAUGAAGCCGCCCUCAAUGAUCGUGAUGCUCAAAUCCGCAAGAUGCGUGAAGAAUGCCAAGCUCUCAUGGUUGAAUUGCAAAUGCUACUCGAUCAAAAACAAACCUUGGACGCCGAAAUCGCCAUUUAUAGAAAAAUGUUGGAAGGCGAAGAGAACCGUGCCGGCCUUAAGCAGCUUGUUGAACAGGUUGUCAAGACCCACGCCAUCAGCCAAGAAACCGACACGGAAACGAUGAGAGUGGUCAAGGGUGAAACCGCCUCGAGACAAUCCUUCCAGCGUUCCGCUAAAGGAAAUGUCUCGAUUCACGAAGCUUCUCCUGAUGGUAAAUUCAUCGUCCUCCAAAACACUCAUCGUUCCAAGGACGAGGCGAUCGGUGAGUGGAAGUUGAAGCGACGAAUUGACGGCAAGCGCGAGAUUGUCUACACCGUUCCGAAAGAUUUCAUUCUUCGCGCUGGAAAGACGUUGAAGAUCUUCGCCCGCAACCAAGGUGUCGCCUCGCCUCCUGACCAGUUGGUCUAUGAUGCUGAAGAUUCGUUCGGCACUGGCAACAACGUGCAGACAAUUCUGUUCAAUAAAGAAGGAGAGGAGCGUGCCACCCACAUUCAACGCCAAAGUUCAGCAUAA
Molecule: messenger RNA, 1728 nt
Organism: Caenorhabditis bovis
Lineage: Eukaryota; Metazoa; Nematoda; Chromadorea; Rhabditida; Rhabditidae
Source: the annotation of a GenBank genome assembly